UACAGGUCAAUUUUAAACAGAUCCGUCAUCAAGUUCCUGUCAAAUACUGAGGCCCAUGCUUGCGAUGACAUUCCAUCCAUACCUGCUUACAAGUUCAAUUUCAUCAAACAAGAUGAGAUUGCCAAGAAGUGCAACCAAAGGAAAUACCUAUGAGAUGUUGUUGGCCAGCUUAUUCAGUGUUAUGCUUUGCUUACAACUACAAAACUGACUGGAAAAGUUACAUGCUAAGAGCUACAAUUGAAACUUCCAGAUCACCCAAUU
This is a messenger RNA of Linum tenue, 261 nucleotides long. NCBI's taxonomy places the organism in Eukaryota, Viridiplantae, Streptophyta, Magnoliopsida, Malpighiales, Linaceae. The record is from the annotation of a GenBank genome assembly.